Molecule: messenger RNA, 1428 nt
Organism: Lolium rigidum
Lineage: Eukaryota; Viridiplantae; Streptophyta; Magnoliopsida; Poales; Poaceae
Product: RNA-binding protein mde7-like
Exons: 8
Coding region: 41-1003 (320 amino acids)
Molecular function (GO): mRNA binding
Source: RefSeq, a predicted model, not a curated record
AUCUCUCUCUUUCUCUCGGGUUAGGGUUCGGGUCAUCUCCAUGGCUGGCGCCGGCAUCCACCCGUUUCACCAACAGUGGCCGCCCGCGGCGGCGGUGCUAGCACCUCCCGCCGUCCCGCCGCCUCCUCCUGUUCCCGGUGCACCAGACGCCACCGCCCGCCCCGGCUCUGACGAGGUCCGCACCAUCUUCAUCACGGGGCUCCCCGUCGACGUUAAGGAGCGGGAGCUGCAGAACCUGCUGCGCUGGCUCCCGGGCUUCGAGGCCUCCCAGAUCAACUUCAAGGGAGACCAACCCAUGGGGUUCGCGCUAUUCUCCUACGCAGACCACGCCAUCGCCGCAAAGGCCGCGCUGCAGGAUCUGGUCUUUGAUGCGGAGACCAAUUCGAAGCUGCACAUCGAGAUGGCCAAGAAGAAUCUAUUCAUCAAAAGAGGUGUGGGAGCUGAUGCAAAUCCUAUGGACCAAAGCAAACGCUUGCGAACUGGUGGAGAUUACACCCAUUCUCCGUAUGCUCCUCCUCCAUUUCACCCACCCCCACCAGCUGUUUCCAUGUGGGGGACUGCAGGUUAUAUUGCAGCACCGCCUCCUUAUAAUCCAUAUGCUGCCUAUCCAGUGCCGCCAGUACCAAUGACUUCACCUUCUCCUGUGCCACCAACAGCAUAUGCUCCGGUGCAGAACACCAAAGAUAACCCUCCCUGCAAUACACUUUUCAUUGGAAAUCUUGGUGAAACUGUUGUUGAAGAGGAAUUGAGGGGCCUGUUCUGCUUGCAACCUGGUUUCAAACAAAUGAAAGUGUUGCGUCAAGACAGAAACACUGUCUGCUUUAUUGAAUUUGAAGAUGUGGGUUCUGCUUCUGCUGUACAUCAUACUUUGCAGGGUGCUGUUAUUCCUAGUUCUGGUCGCGGUGGAAUGCGAAUUCAGUUUUCGAAAAAUCCCUUUGGACGAAGGAAGGAUUUAGUCAGUGGCAGUGGCAUGGUUGGCACGCUGAACGGAGCUCCUGCUUGAUGGGGAUGUAUCUUGAACUUUAGCAUGGCAUCUUGAAUUAUCAUCUGCAUGUUUCUGCUAAAUGUUCUGUUCCCAUCAUGUGUGACAUCAGCAUCUUCAUUACCUGGAGUUUCUGGGGCAUGAUCAUCAUCUUCAUUGGGUGGAGUUUCUGGGACAUGAUCAUCAUCAUCUGGUAGACAUUGCAUUGUCACCAUUGUCAUCGUUGGUGGUGUCAACUCCAUUAUAUUAGCUAUUGUGGUUUGAGGUCACUCUGAAUUGUUUCCUAGAUGUGCAUCUGGCAUCGGUCAUGAAUGUUUUGUAGUGUUACGUAGUUUUCUACCGUUCAGUACUGCAGUAACACCAUUUCAUGUGUUCAUGUCAUUACAAUGCUGUAAUAGUAUAACCGACUUGGCUUGCAAUUCAGUUCUGAGGGAUGUUUCAUAUCA